Messenger RNA from Staurois parvus, 371 nucleotides. NCBI's taxonomy places the organism in Eukaryota, Metazoa, Chordata, Amphibia, Anura, Ranidae. The record is from the annotation of a GenBank genome assembly.
CAGCAGUGCACCCACCUGUGCCCAGCAGUGCGCCUACCUGUGCCACCCAGCAGUGCACCCUCCUGUGCCAAGCAGUGCACCCACCUGUGCCACCCAGCACCCAGCAGUGCUGCCAGGCAGUGCCACCAGUCAGUGCCCAGCGUGUGUGUGCCAGUCAGUGCCCAGCAGUUGUGCCAGUCAGUGCCCAGAAGUGAUGCCAGUCAGUGCCACCUAUCAGUGAUGCCAGUCAGUACCACCUAUCAGUGCUGCCUAUCCUUUACACUUCAUUAGUGCUGCCUAUCAGCGCCGCCUAUCCGUGCCACCUCAUUAGUGCUGCCUAUCAGUGCUGCCUAUCAGUGCUUUCUAUCAGUGCCCAUCAGUGCUGCCUAUCA